Vespa velutina is the source of this 1948-nucleotide messenger RNA. RefSeq names its product myosin-2 essential light chain (gene Mlc-c). Gene Ontology annotation, cellular component: myosin II complex. The coding region runs from base 247 to 750 and encodes 167 amino acids. The record is from RefSeq and is a predicted model, not a curated record. NCBI's taxonomy places the organism in Eukaryota, Metazoa, Arthropoda, Insecta, Hymenoptera, Vespidae. Gene Ontology annotation, molecular function: calcium ion binding; myosin heavy chain binding. The transcript is spliced from 5 exons.
UUUGGCACCGCCUGUUGACAGGAUACGUGUGAACGUCGCUCUACGUAUUAUAACGCGAGUGUUUAGAAAUAAUAAUAAGAAAAAAAAAAGAUAUAUCUAUAUAUAUAUAUAUACACACAUAAUAUAUAUUUAUAUAUAUAUAUAUACAUACAUAUACGUAUAUACACGCAGAGAGACACACGAACACAGGAGAUACACAUAAAAAAAAGUAAAAAAGAAAAAAGGAAAAAAAAAAAAAAAAGAAAAAUGGCAUCUUACUCGGAGGAUCAGCUGGCAGGCAGAAUGUAUGGAUACAGUUAUCAGGAAUUGACUAAUAGGAUGAUGUCAUCUAUGGAGGAGUUUCAGGAAGCAUUUCAGCUCUUUGAUAGCCGUGGUGAUGGAAAAAUUCAUGUCGCUCAAAUUGGUGAUGCAUUGCGUGCACUUGGACAAAACCCUACGGAAUCGGAUGUAAAGAAAUUCACUCACCAACACAAACCAGAUGAACGGAUUAGCUUCGAAGUAUUUUUACCAAUUUAUCAAGCCAUCAGUAAAUCCCGUACGUCUGAUACAGCUGAUGAUUUUAUCGAAGGAUUACGUCAUUUUGAUAAAGACGGAAAUGGUUAUAUAUCGUCUGCCGAAUUGAGACAUCUUCUAACAACAUUGGGUGAAAAAUUAAGCGACGAAGAGGUAGAAACGUUACUAGCGGGCCACGAGGACUCACAGGGUAACAUUAAUUAUGAAGACUUUGUCCGUCAAGUGAUGUGCGGAUAAAUAGUUACUUAAUUUUGUACAUGAAGUUAUUAACAUUUAAUUUUUAUAGUUCUCAAGUCUAUUCAAACUUUUACUUUGAAAAACCUUCAUAUCAUAGCGUAUGCGUAUAAAAAUUUCUCUUUAAAGAAACUAAUGCUACGUAUCACAUAUUUUGUUAUAUAUCAUGGGGAGAAAACUAACCAUUUCAUGUAAGAUUAAAUAUUAGUUAACAAAUGGUAGAGAUAAAUGAAGAUCUAGCGCAUCGUGCCUUGACCUACUCCAAUUUACGAGCAUUUAGUGAUAUUGAGAGAAACACAAAACUGUAGAUUGUGCGAACAAACACAUUAUAAGAAUUUGACGUUUCCUUCACAAUUUCAUGAAGUUAGAUUGAAUUUUUCAUCAAAUUCCUACAAUUCUGAGCCAUCGAUAAAGAGAAUAUAAUACAAUUUCUUUAUUUGCAUUUAUUAGCUCGCUAUAAAAAUCCAUACGCCGCUUUUACAUAACUAUGAGAAAAAAGUAAAAAGGAAGAAGAAAAAGAAAAACGAAAAGAAGAAUAAAAUUGUCAUUUUAUAUUUACUUAUUAUAUCUAAUGUAAUUUUUAUUUUCUUAAACGCUAUAAAAAGAAAGGAAAAGAAAAGGAAAGAAAAAAAGGAAAAAGACAAAAAGGAAAAAAAAGAAAAAAAAGAAUUAAUAAAUAAAACGCUGUAUGUUAAGAUAUAAAUAAAUAAAUAAAUUUACUCUAUAAUUAUUUUAGCUUUAUAACGUACGACAUCCUUAGUGGAAUAAACCGAUUAAAGUAAAGCCGAUGAUUAUGAUUGAAUCUUUCGUAGCGGUCACACAGUAAUAAAUCUGACUAAUAGAGAAAAUAUAAGGGAAAAAAAAAUUGUUUCUCUCUCUCUCUCUCUCUCACUCUUUCUCUCUCACUCUUUCUCUCUCACUCUUUCUCGACUAAGGGCGCAAGCGCUUUCAAGGAAUAUUUUCCGCGACUUUCAUUCGCUGACGCGUUAGUGACGUCACGAGCGUCAAGGCCGAAAACGCGACGCAACAGUACAAUAUGGAACAACGUCGAGAACGACGGUUGUUCCAGUAACGUUUCAUACGUCCGAGCGGAUGUUCUGUUUGUCAAGCGCGAGUAGAAAACUUGUGCCUCUCAUAGGAAUAUCCUACUUUGCGUCGCUGAAUAAGCGGACAUUUCCCCGUGUGAAGUAGAUUUAAAAUA